AUGCCAACCUCACCUCAGAACCCUGUGAUUCCCACUGAAGCCGCUUCCAAGGCUGAGAACGAUGCGACAGCAACAGCAUCGACCACAGCCAGCCCUGGACACGAGCCGACAGAGGCAACACAGAUAGCCCUUGCGAAAAACUGCGGCGACGAGGCAGGCCUUUUCCUGGCACCCGGGCUCACCAUCCCCCGCCCGACCAAGACCGUCGAGUGCAACGUGAUGAGCUACACGGACGGCGAGGGCGUCGCCCGGCGGAUCUACAUGCCAAAGGGGACCGCGGGACUCGCAGGCGCCUUAUACACGGCCAAGAGGUUCGACGACCUGGCCAGGUUCCCUGCCUGGGGUGAGUGA
This is a messenger RNA of Diaporthe citri, 351 nucleotides long. RefSeq lists its product as uncharacterized. The transcript has a single exon. The record is from RefSeq and is a predicted model, not a curated record. The coding region runs from base 1 to 351 and encodes 116 amino acids. NCBI's taxonomy places the organism in Eukaryota, Fungi, Ascomycota, Sordariomycetes, Diaporthales, Diaporthaceae.